AGGGGGGAGAAACCUCUGUUCAGCGCUGUGAGGAGAGGAGACAGACAGGUGGUGGAGCUGCUGCUGAGUCGGGGGGUGGAGGUGAACUCUGUGGAUCAGCAGGGUCGAACUCCUCUGAUGGCGGCCGCCUCCGAGGGGCACGAAGACACCGCCCAGCUGCUCCUGGAUCAGGGAGCGUCUCUGGACCAGGCGGACCGAGAGGGUCUGACUCCGCUCAGCUGGGCGUGUCUGAAAGGUCGUCUCUCAUUGGUCAGAUUGCUCGUGGGUCGAGGCGCCGCCACCAGUCACGCAGACCGCAGCGGACGCACGCCUCUGGACCUCGCUGCGUUUCGUGGAGACCCGGAAGUGGUGCAGCUGCUGGUGGACCACGGCGCCUCCGUGGAGCACGUGGACUGCAGCGGGAUGAGACCUCUGGACCGAGCCGUCGGCUGCAGGAACACCUCAGCCGUCAUCGCUCUGCUCAGGAAGGGAGCCAAGAUAG
Molecule: messenger RNA, 481 nt
Organism: Notothenia coriiceps (black rockcod)
Lineage: Eukaryota; Metazoa; Chordata; Actinopteri; Perciformes; Nototheniidae
Product: protein TANC2-like
Exons: 4
Molecular function (GO): protein binding
Source: RefSeq, a predicted model, not a curated record